This is a messenger RNA of Pneumocystis murina B123, 765 nucleotides long. RefSeq lists its product as hypothetical. Gene Ontology annotation, cellular component: nucleus. Gene Ontology annotation, biological process: U6 snRNA 3'-end processing. NCBI's taxonomy places the organism in Eukaryota, Fungi, Ascomycota, Pneumocystomycetes, Pneumocystales, Pneumocystaceae. The transcript has 6 exons. The coding region runs from base 1 to 765 and encodes 254 amino acids. The record is from RefSeq and is a predicted model, not a curated record. Gene Ontology annotation, molecular function: 3'-5'-RNA exonuclease activity.
AUGAAAAAUCAUGAAAAUACAGAACUUGUUACUUAUUAUUCAGAAGAUGAAGAAAAAUGUGAACAUCCACGCGAAAAAGUGCCUCCCUUGCCAGAUUUUUUUUUAGAUUUAUAUAAAGUUAAACCAAAGCAAGGUAAUGAACCAGAAUUUCAUGAGGGUAGAACAAGGACAUACCCACAUGUCACUGGUGGCUGGCCAAGUCAUAUUUAUAUUGAUUUAAUGCCUAAUGAAAAGUUACAAAUUCUUUUAAAAAAAAUACAAGAAUCGUUUAGAAUAGAGGGGAUAGAAUUCAAAUCAUUAGUUGAAAAUGAUCUGGGAAUGCCUUUGCCGUUACAUAUUAGUUUAUCUAGAUCGCUUAUGUUAGGAUCGGAUAUAAUCAAUGAAUUUAAAAACACAAUUAAAACAAAAGUUAUAUUUGAAAGUUUUAAUAUUAAAUUUUCAAAUAUAGCAAUUUUUAAAAAUGAAGAUACUAGUAGAACAUUUCUUGUUCUUAUAAUUGAAACAGGAAAAGAAAUUUUACGAACUAUUUUACAGACGGUGGAUUCAAUUGUAAAAAAAUAUGGUUGCCAAACGUUUUAUGAGGAAAAUAAAAAUUCAAAGUUUCAUGUAUCUAUUGCAUGGUGUUUAAGUCAUACUAUAAUUCAUAAAACUAUUAUAAAUCGAUUAAAUAAUGAAUACUCUGGGUUAUUAUCUAUACAUAAAUUACAUGUUAAUCAGGUGAAAAUUAAAAUAGGAAAUACUAUUCAUUCAGUAUCUUCUAUAUGA